Messenger RNA from Nothoprocta perdicaria, 2156 nucleotides. It is a transcript of the gene PDXK, whose product is annotated as pyridoxal kinase. Gene Ontology annotation, biological process: pyridoxal 5'-phosphate salvage. The record is from RefSeq and is a predicted model, not a curated record. NCBI's taxonomy places the organism in Eukaryota, Metazoa, Chordata, Aves, Tinamiformes, Tinamidae. Gene Ontology annotation, molecular function: pyridoxal kinase activity. The transcript is spliced from 11 exons. The coding region runs from base 29 to 970 and encodes 313 amino acids. Gene Ontology annotation, cellular component: cytosol.
GGGAGCAGCCGCCGCCGCAGCGGCCGCCAUGGAGCCGGAGCGCGAGUGCCGGGUGCUCUCCAUCCAGAGCCACGUCGUGCGCGGCUACGUGGGCAACAAGGCGGCCACCUUCCCGCUGCAGGUCUUGGGAUUUGAAGUUGAUACCGUGAACUCUGUCCAGUUUUCAAACCACACAGGCUAUGCCCACUGGAAGGGGCAGGUGCUAAAUUCAGAUGAACUCCAUGAGCUGUACGAAGGACUCAAGCUGAACAACGUCAACCAGUACGAUUACGUACUCACAGGGUAUACAAGGGACACAUCUUUUCUUGCAAUGGUGGUGGACAUUGUCCAGGAGUUGAAGCAGCAGAAUUCCAACCUGGUGUACGUGUGUGAUCCAGUGAUGGGUGACAAAUGGAAUGGAGAAGGUUCUAUGUAUGUGCCAAAGGAUCUUCUCCCCGUCUACAGGGACAAAGUUGUUCCUGUUGCUGAUAUAAUUACUCCUAAUCAGUUUGAGGCUGAGUUACUCACUGGUAGAAAGAUUCACACAGAAAAAGAAGCUUUAGAGGUAAUGGAUAUGCUGCAUGCCAUGGGACCAGAGACUGUGGUGAUCACAAGCUCAGAUCUACAGGGUCCUUUAGGAAACGACUACCUAAUUGCACUGGGAAGCCACAGGAGAACUAAAGCAGAUGGCACCAAGGUGACACAGAGAAUUCGAGUGGAGUCUCCGAAAGUGGAUGCUGUCUUUGUUGGAACAGGAGACUUGUUUGCAGCUAUGCUUUUGGCAUGGACACACAAGCAUCCAAACAACCUGAAGGUGGCGUGUGAAAAGACUGUGUCAGCCAUGCAGCAUGUUCUGCAAAGGACCAUUAGGAGUGCAAAAGCACAAGCUGGAGGAAACAAACCAAGCUCAGCCCAGCUGGAAUUGAGAAUGGUCCAAAGCAAAAAGGACAUAGAAAACCCAGACAUCAUAGUGAAAGCUGCUGUGUUAUAAAGGCUGUAUGUCUCCAAUAACGCACAAUGUAUUGAGGUCCUCAUUUCUUUCCUGUAAAUUGUAAUAUUUGCCUUAGAUCUGUGACAAAAACCUGAUUUUCAUGAAUUAGUGCCCAGCAUAAGCAGAUAUCACUCUCAAAUAUAUGUGCUGGCCUUGUUCAGUUUUAAAAACGAAACAGAAUUGGUGUGCAUUAAAUCAUAUUCCCAGGUAUCAAAAUGGCUGUCAAAUUCACUUAGUCUGUGUAUAACCCUGGGCAAGAAAAAACAAUGUUCCUGCCUUGCCAAAGACUUUAGAUGUGAAUUUGCUAGUGGAAUGUUUGACUGACUGGAGAAUAUAUUUCAAGAUGGCAUCUAGUGCCAAUGGAGCUGGCUGUGUGCUCCUGUUUCCUGGAGAUAUCUGGUUACUUACGCUGGUAUUCAGUGUCUCAGGCACUAUGAAACUAAGCAGGGUUAAAGCUACACACAAAGUUCUGGUUGUGUGUAAGGAGUACUUUUGAGAUGCUUAGCAUUUAAGUACUCUGAAGUGACCUUGAGGUGUCAUUCAUGUUGUCCAUAACUGCUCCUGUAUCUUGUUUGUGAACAGUUASAUAGUUUUAGUUCUCACAGGUACUUGCUGCGUAUUUCUAAUGUCCACAGGUACCCACAUCACUUUCUCCUGAAAAUCUGCUCCAGAAGCUUCUUCAUUAAUAAGAUAAAAGAUUGUAGUCCUACCUCUGAGGCCAGGUUUGGUUCUUUGUUUAGUUUUAAAAUGAAGACAAAUGUUCUUUAAGGACAAAAGAUAAAGCAGCUCCUGCUCUGAAGCUGACUYCCUAGCGUGCUCUCCAUGGGUGGCUGCGUUUCCAGGCUGGUUGGGGCACUUCCACUUAGCAGGAGUGAGUGCCCUUGCAGGGCUCCUCAGUGGAGCCACCCGUGGUGAAACUAGUGUGUGUGGCCGACUAAGUUGUCUGCAUUUGCCAAAUGCCAUGAACCAGGCAAAACUGGUUUGUCCAUCACGUAAUUCUCUACAACCCACGCUGACUGGAGUUUGCAGAAGUGCAUUAUUAUUGAUCUUUGAACAAAUGUUCAUGUCCAAAUUCUGCCUCUUAAGGCUUUAAGAUGAGAUUACUGAUUUCAGGGUGUUGUGUAUCGCGGCCAAGCCUAAUACCAGUAGGUGGUAGAUACUAGUUUGGCCUCUUCCCGUUGACCUC